UCUCCAAUUCCAUCUGACCGUUCUGAACGGAAUGCCUCCGUCACCUCUGACCCUUCACCCUCUGACCAACUCUCCUCCCUCCAUCCACCUUCCUCUCCUGUUAAAUGUUCCUCUCAGCCUUGCUCUCCUGCUAAACAGCCCUCUGUACCCCGGUCACCUGCCAAACACCCUUCCCCAGUGAAAUCCUCUCCAGUGGUGUCCCUCCCUAGUUCUCCCUCUCCUACCAACCCUCUGGACUGUCAUGGAGACACCAGCCAUGAGGGCACAACAGUCAGACCUCUGUCUCUUCUGGACCACUCUAGCCCAAGGCCCCAGAGGCCAGUCUCAGCCACCAGAAGCAUGAGUCUUCCCAGGGCCAGCUCAGCCACCAGAGGGUCAGAAGAGACCCAGGGGGCCAGAGGAGAACGGGGGGCACUGGUCAACAUGGAACUUCUUGGGUUGCCUAACAUUGGCAACACUUGCUUCCUUAACGCCAUCCUGCAGUGUCUCCUGGUCCUGCCUUCCUUCUUAAAGAAAAUCCUGCACCAGGAACAACUCUGGAGCUCCUCCCCCUUCUCCAACCUGCUCAGGUGUCUGUCUGAUGUGUACCGUUCGAGUCUACCUGACAGUGGAGCAAACCAGGCCUCAAAAGCAGACCUCAUGUGGAAGGUCAAGUACUCCUUGUCGGGAUAUGAUUUGAAAUAUCUGGGGGACACGCAACAGGACGCACACGAGUUACUUGUGAACAUGCUGUGUCAGCUGAAGGAGGAGGGCAUGAUACUGAAGACACUCGGGGUGAGCUAUACCUGCCCUGUUUCCCAGCUGGAGUUCCAGCUUGUGUCGGUGCGCACAUGUACCAGCUGUGGGCGCGAGUCGUCCACCAGAGAGGACUACAACCACCUCUCAUUGGACUUCAGCCCUGAGCGCACCUUGCAGAGCAGCCUAGCACUCACUUUCAAAGGUGAAAAGGUUGAAUUCAAAUGUGAGGGCUGUAAAGGACUCCACGCCACAAAGGUGGAGCUUUUCCACACACUGCCUCUUGUGCUGGUUCUGCAUCUGAAGAGGUUUGGAGGACCUGGGGGGUUGGAGAAGCUGGAGGCUCCUCUUUUGUUUCCUUCGGAGCUGAGGCUCUCCACCCUCUGUGGGGACAUGGUGCCACACCUGCACAGUGCCAGCCCACAGGCCCUCACCAACCUGGCCCCCCAGCAUCCAGGGGUCCAUCCCCCAGACCCUCACCAGCCAAGUCUCCAGCCCAGCUGGAGAGGCCAAAGACAGCACCCUCUGCUGUUCAGAUUCAAAUGACCAGGAACCAGAGAAAGUGCUGCUGACAGCCUCAGUGAAGCAGCAGCCAGUGAAGUCAGUGAAUGGAUCAGCCUUACCUCAGGUUUUCACCCCGA
This is a messenger RNA of Salmo salar (Atlantic salmon), 1376 nucleotides long. The record is from RefSeq and is a predicted model, not a curated record. NCBI's taxonomy places the organism in Eukaryota, Metazoa, Chordata, Actinopteri, Salmoniformes, Salmonidae.